AAAUAAGUUCUUAACUGAAAACUUUCGAGCUUGCAUGUUUCAGCAUUAUUCCUACUAAGACACAGCGGCAGAUAUUGAGAACAGCAGAGCUAAACAAAUCAGAGAGCGUCGCCAUACACAGGCUACAACCACCCCAGAGCCUGGAAAUCCACCACACCAUGAUGGCCACACUCCUGCCCCCUCGGAAGAACCCAACACCAACCAAGCUUUCUCGGCAGCAUCUCUCUCCUCUUCAGAUCCUUCUACAGAUGGGUUUCCCAAAGCACAGAGCAGAAAAAGCCUUGGCAGCCACAGGGCACCGAGGGGUCCAGCUGGCCUCAGACUGGCUCCUGGCACAUGUCAAUGAUACCACACUGGACCUGGACCGGCCAAGGGAGUAUGUUGUGUACCUGUGUCCCACUGGUCCUCUCUAUGAACAGAUCCAGGCCUUCUGGGAUGAGUCACUACAGAAAUGUGGAUGGAAUGGUGCUCACAAUUUGGUGCCUCACAUAACACUUUGCUCAUUCUUUAAAUGUGGAGAUGAAAACUGUGAACCAUUGGUGUCAGUAUUGAAGGAGGUGGUGCACAGUUUGUUGCCAUCCUUCCCCUCCAGCCUCACCCUCGACAAAUACAUCUCACCCAACUACAUGGGACUUUUCCUCACCGAGCAUCAGGAAGACUUGAUCAAGAAGCUUGCCAUGUCCUUUGUCAAAGAGGCAUCACACCUAUUUGACGCAGGUUGUUACGACAAACUGGAGGUGAUGGCAGUAUGUCUGCCCUGGUGUUCAGGAACUACUUUGGCACAAGAAUACUGCAGUCUUGGGGAGGUUGCUAGUAAGGCUCUGCACCUCACCCUAGCGUACCAGUUCCCACUGUCACAGUUCCCACGGUUAGAAGCGUUAGUGGAGGCAGUGGACCAGAGAGCACCGGCCACCUGGGAGGUGCGGCUGUACUCCAGGGACACUCGUAUCCACAACAAUGAGGUGCACAAGGUCCUCUACUCCCAUGUGUCACGAGAUCCUGACGAGCUGGAGCUGUUGAUUGGCGACUUUGUCUAUGUGAAGGGUGACAGCUUGGCCUCCUCCCCUGACGGGUGGGUGGAGGGCACAUCCUGGCUCACUGGCUCCUCAGGAUUUCUUCCCAUCAACUACAUUGAGCGGACGGCAGAGUCUGAUGCCUGGACCCUUCAUAAGUUAAGAAACCAAAGAAGGAAGGGCAACUGUAUCAGUUUCCCAUUAAGGGUCCACGUAAGGUGAUCGUAGUGCGUCAUGGAGAGAGAGUCGACUUUACCUUUGGAGACUGGAUACGCUUCUGUUUUGAUGAAGCAGACCACUACCAGCGCCGGGAUCUCAACAUGCCAGAGUCUUUACCUGAUCGUUCUGGGGCACCCCACAGCUUCUACAAGGACUGCCCUCUCACUCAGGUGGGACUGCUACAAGCCAGCCUGGUGGGCCGUGCCAUGCAUGCCAGCGGUAUUGAGGUCCACCAUGUCUUCUGUUCACCAUCCCUUCGUUGCGUCCAGACUUGCACUAAUAUUCUCCGAGGUCUAGGAAUUGCAGAACAUAUGCCAAUCAAUAUCGAGCCAGGUCUGUUCGAGUGGCUGGCCUGGUACCACGAUGGGAUGCCUGUCUGGAUGACCCUGGACGAGCUCUCAGCUGCCGGGUUCAACCUUAACCAUUCCUACGACCCCCUCAUCUGCCGGGAGGAACUCAAGGACACCCAUGAGAGCUGCGAGCAAUACUACGGGCGUAACGCUUAUGUCACACAGAGUAUUAUCAACACCACACAGGCUCAAGGAGGAACUGUGUUGUUAGUGGGUCAUGCUGCCACCCUGGACACCUGUACAAGACAGCUGGUGGGGGGAGCACCAAGGUCAGCCCAUGAAAUGACUUCCAUAAUCAAGAAGGUUCCCUAUGGCUGCACUUCUCUGAUGGGGGAAGAUGAUGUGGGGCAUUGGAAGCUACUUCCCCCCUGCAUCUUGCCAGUAACAUACUCUGGGAUCAUGGUGUAUGACUGGAGAGUCAUCUUGUGAAGGAAAUACAUCAUUUGUCUAAAUUUCAGAAAGAUGUGUGUAUUUCUCCAAAGCUGAGGGAGUUAAUCGAAUUGAUCCCUUCCUUGUCUUUCUUUCCUUUCCUCCAACCUGCCAGGAGGGCUUUCCCUAACAGACCUAUGUUGCUGUGAAUGAGUGAUGUUAUGUCUUCUUAUGG
Messenger RNA from Portunus trituberculatus (swimming crab), 2186 nucleotides. It is a transcript of the gene Epp, whose product is annotated as protein UBASH3A homolog. Gene Ontology annotation, molecular function: protein binding. The record is from RefSeq and is a predicted model, not a curated record. NCBI's taxonomy places the organism in Eukaryota, Metazoa, Arthropoda, Malacostraca, Decapoda, Portunidae.